Globicephala melas (long-finned pilot whale) is the source of this 2925-nucleotide messenger RNA. It is a transcript of the gene TTC23, whose product is annotated as tetratricopeptide repeat domain 23. Gene Ontology annotation, molecular function: protein binding. Lineage: Eukaryota; Metazoa; Chordata; Mammalia; Artiodactyla; Delphinidae. The record is from RefSeq and is a predicted model, not a curated record.
ACGAAAUAUUUUAAUGCAUUAAUUUGACAUCUGAUAUUUGAUCAUGAAAAAUGAAUCAUCUUAAAACAACUUCUGCCCUCUGAAACUGACACAAAAGUAGCCAUGUGAUUCUUCGUAUUAGUAUGUUAUCCUAUGGCCACUCUUUAAAGUUCUCUAAAUUUGUCAAGUGUCAGUUUCACAAUUUGCCUCCCUCAGAACAAGGGGGAGGGACUUCCCUGGCAGACCAGUGGUUAAGACUUCCCUUUCCAGUGCAGGGGGUGUGGGUUCUAUCCCUGGUGGGGGAGCUGAGAUACCACAGGCCUCCUGGCCAAAAAACCAAAAUAUAAAACAGAAGCAAUAUUAUAACAAAUUCAACAAAGACUUUAAAAAAAGAAAAAAAGUCCACAUCAAAAAGGUCUUUAAAAAAAAGGGGGGGGAAUCCUCUAAUACAAACUAGUGAUUGGACAAUCUUUGGCAAACUUUAACAUCAUCAGGCAGCGAUACCACUUUAAGAAAAUUCCAAGGAAAGGACAGCCCCAUUUUAAAAUUCCCACCUCUGGCUCCCAAGGAUUGGGUUGCAAACUUAGAUAAAACACUCUUCUCCACUCCCUAUUGGUGCAUGCUCUAUCAUUCAUUCUCCCUGGAAUUUUGUGAGAUACUACGUUGCUUUAUGGGAAAAGGCUGCGCCAAUUUAGUCUGGAAUUGCCCUACUUUAGACUUUUUCUGGUUAUCAAUCUGUACAAAGAAUCACCAAACUGAUACAGCGUGGACCAAACUGAUAAAUCAGGCUGCCGGGACAUUGUGUAAUUCGAUCGAAAAAGAAACGGACAACCUCUCAAGCACAUCGAGUAUUUGACAAAGGAUUUUACAACACAGUGAGAGAUGAAUUUCAACCAAAAAAAAAAAAGUUGUGACUGAAGAACACCAUGGGAAGAUGGGAGAUAUUUGUACUCAGACUGUAGGCUUUCACCUGAUCUGUUUCUCUGAGACAAAACUCAGUUCCAUACCUCAGUGAGCUGCUACCAUGUACCAGAUGAUAUCCUCAGUGUUGGGCAAAAAAAGAGGAUAAUGUAUAUAAAAAUAUGCAAGAAUCACAGGAAACUCACAUAUCCAACCACCUGGAAGAAAUUGUUGCUGCCGUCAGCAUAACACCUAGAAAAAUGCUCCAAAACAAGCUGCCUCAGACAGCACUGUUUCAGCCUCCUCGAGAGAAACUCCACCUCUGUGAAGAGAAAGCAAAGUCCUAUUCUAGCAGUCAUGAGUAUAAACAGGCUCUCCAGGAGCUUGUGCGCUGUGUGGCGCUGACGAGGAUCUGCUAUGGUGACUCACACUGGAAACUGGCCGAGGCGCAUGUUAACCUGGCUCAGGGCUACCUCCAGCUGAAAGGACUGUCACUGCAAGCAAAACAACAUGCAGAAAAAGCCAAAGAAAUCCUCACCAACUCCAUUGUGCAUCCCUACAAUGACAAUACAGAUGUUUUCAAGUGUUCGGUUGAGUUAUUCCAUACCAUGGGGAGAGCCUUACUCUCCCUUCAAAAGUUUAAGGAAGCUUCAGAGAAUUUGACAAAAGCAGAGAGACUUUCAAAAGAGCUGCUGCAAUGUGGAAGGAUUAUAAAGGAAGAAUGGAUAGAAAUUCAAACGCAGAUCAAAUUGUCAUUUGCACAGGUAUAUCAAGGUCAGAAGAAAUCAAAAGAAGCUCUGCCCCACUACCAAGAGGCUUUAGAAUAUAUUGAGAUCAGUAAAGGUGAAAAAAGUCUUGAGUGCGUACCAACAUUGAGGGAAUUGGCAGGUGUAGAACAAGCCCUGGGAUUUCACGAUGCAUCCAUCAACCACCUUUUACAGGCGCGUCUCAUCGUCCUGAGCAGAAACCCCUCUCAAGAGGAGGCAGCCGUGUCCGCACACUCCGUCGCCUGUGCUGCUGUCGCUUCUGGAAGGCCUGAGCACCAUGAUGUGGCUGAGCAGUAUUUUCAAGAUAGCAUGGCUAAUCUUAAGGAUGCUGAAGGGAUAGGAAAAGCCAAAUUUCUUUCAAUUCAAGAUGAUUAUUGCCAUUUUCUACAAGUCACUGGACAAAAAGAGAGAGCUACCUCCAUCCUGAGAGAGUCCCUGGAGGCCAAAGUGGCAGUGUAUGGCGAUCUCAGUCCCGAGGUGGCAGAGACAUACCGGCUCCUGGGCGAGGCUGACCUGGCACAGGGGAACCAGAGAGGGGCCCACAAGAAACUGAAGAAGUGUCUUCAGAUCCAGACCCUCUUAUAUGGACCACAGGACAAGAGGACUCUGGCCACCCAGCAGACCAUGGAUGUCCUGUCCAAGGCCCCCGAGAAGGCCGUGAAGCCUCGGCAGCCCCCAAGAGCCAAGGCGGCCUUCUGCACCAGCGGGCCACAGCACACUGCGCUGGGGAAGGCCAGGCCCAACGCAGACGACUGAGCCCACCCCCACCAAAAGCUCUGCUCAUGCCUGGGUGCUGACACUUAGGGUGCUCUAUAAAUCUCUCUCCAGCCAGAAGGUAGACUUCAACAGUCAUUGGCAGAUUUUCUAGGCUGUUUGCUCCAAAUGCAACAGCGGUCCCAUAAACUUCCCAUGGGCCACCUUUUGACAGUGGAUGCCCUUCCCGGUGAUUUGGCGCUGCUAUAAAGCAUUUUUCUUUUUACCACCUUAGUGGUUUUCCUUGCCAGCAAGAAUUUUUACCCAUCAGCACUACUGUGGCUGAAGGCUUCUCUUCAAAAGUUCGAAACUUCCUGUGUAGGAAAGUAGACUCAACAUCUGAUCGCACACACACACACACACACACACGCACACACACACGCACACGCGCACACACACGCGCACACACACACACACGGUGUAUAGCCCCUUGGGCAGGCCUGGAGUCAGAUCUGGAGCAGUAAGAUUCUGGGGAAAGCCCUUUCUUAUAUAGGAAGGUAACAGAAUAAAAUGCUAAUAAAAGGAA